UGGCACUUUGGGAGUCCAAUUGUUCUGCUCAUCACACACCCAUCUCCUCUCUCCUCCAGCUCCAGCCAUGGCCGUCUCAACGUGAAGCAAGAGGAGAUAGAUGAGAUGCUGAAAGAAGCGUCGGGCCCAGUCAACUUCACCGUCUUCCUCACCAUCUUUGGAGAGAAGCUAAAAGGCGCUGAUCCAGAGGAAACUAUCCUCAACGCAUUGAAAGUAUUUGAUCCUGAAGGAAAAGGGGUCCUGAGGAAGGACUCUGUAACCGAGAUGCUGAUGACACAGGUGGACAGAUUUUCUCCUGAAGAGAUGGAGCAAAUGUUUGCAGCCUUCCCACCAGACGUGGCAGGAAAUCUAGACUACAAAAUCCUUAUCCACAUCAUCACACACGGAGAAGAGAAGGACCCGGAGUAACUAACUAACUGCUCCUUUAGCGUGUCUGUCAGUGACAGAAAUAGAAGCUCUUGACUAGAGACUCUAGAGCUUCUAUUUCUAAAAUAUAAACACCCGUCGGCUGUCAUCUAUCAUCUCCAGGCUCCACCCAUGGUCCUGUGUGCUUGCCCCGCCCACUUACAUCCUCAGAUCAGGUGAUGUGGACCACCCUGGAAUAAUUCACUGGCUCCUUUGUCUGUCAGUCACACUUUCCCUCCCAUGUCACCUAUACCAAGAGACCCCACCACCUGCAGCCCCACAGUGGAAGAGGAGGGAAAGAACCAGAGGGAAACUCACUGGCAAAAGGCUCAAGACACUUUUAAACUAGCCACCUGUGAUGCAUCUGCUUGUGUUUUCCCGUCAUCGACAGUGGUUAAGAAAACUACCAAGCCAGAUGUGUGUAAAUGGUCUGUCAGACAAAUGGUUGAAUCCAUAUUCAAUAGCUAUUUUACAAUCUGAUCACUUUUCAAUAAAUAACUUUUGUAGAGAGA
Molecule: messenger RNA, 917 nt
Organism: Salmo salar (Atlantic salmon)
Lineage: Eukaryota; Metazoa; Chordata; Actinopteri; Salmoniformes; Salmonidae
Product: myosin regulatory light chain 2, ventricular/cardiac muscle isoform-like
Source: RefSeq, a predicted model, not a curated record